AUGCUCACAAUGAAUCAAUGUUGCCAAAGAAUUGGAGCUCCGUGUACAGGAACCUUUAUUCGUCGUUGUUGUGGUGAUUUACAAUGUGAAUACGAUACACUGGAAAAAAUAGUCAGUGCUGCUCAAACUACUGUAAAUUUUUUGUCUGUCUUUGAAACUAUGAAGAAUAUAUUGAUGUUGAAUAAUCACUUCUCUUUGUAA
Trichobilharzia regenti is the source of this 201-nucleotide messenger RNA. NCBI's taxonomy places the organism in Eukaryota, Metazoa, Platyhelminthes, Trematoda, Strigeidida, Schistosomatidae. The record is from the annotation of a GenBank genome assembly.